Molecule: messenger RNA, 1997 nt
Organism: Panicum virgatum (switchgrass)
Lineage: Eukaryota; Viridiplantae; Streptophyta; Magnoliopsida; Poales; Poaceae
Product: transcription factor E2FA-like
Exons: 14
Coding region: 30-1406 (458 amino acids)
Biological process (GO): regulation of transcription by RNA polymerase II
Cellular component (GO): RNA polymerase II transcription regulator complex
Molecular function (GO): RNA polymerase II cis-regulatory region sequence-specific DNA binding; DNA-binding transcription factor activity, RNA polymerase II-specific; protein dimerization activity
Source: RefSeq, a predicted model, not a curated record
AUGUGACUCAUGAGUCAAAUGAAUGAAAUAUGAAAAUCAGGUGGGGAAACUCCCCCCGUUUGGCUGUCAAAAAAAUGUCGGGGGGCGCCCGGGCGGCGGCCGCGCAGCAGAUCGUGCAGUCGCUGCAGCGGUGCGCGGCUCUCCCGCCGGCGGGCCCGCCCUUCGCGGACGCGCUCGGCGACUACCACCGCUUCCCCCGGCCGUCGUCGGCUGCGGCUGCGGCUGCGGCAGCGCCCCUGGCUGGCGGCCACGGGGGCUUCGAGGAGGGGAUCGUCGUCGGGACACCGCUAAAAAGAAAAGCACCCUAUGGAGAAAGUAAUACUGCUGAGUCACUCGAAUUGGUUAUGACCAGUCCUGGCUUCAUUGGAGGAGUUGGCAGUCCACUUAGGGCCCCAGUAUCUGGAAAAUCUGCAAGGACAUACAAGUCAAAGGCUAAAUGCAGCAAACCUGUACCUCAGACACCUAUAUCAAAUGCUGCUCCACCUGGCAAUCCACCUACUCCGGCUGGUCCUUGCCGCUAUGACAGUUCAUUAGCACUAUUGACCAGAAAGUUCAUCAAUCUGCUCAAGCAGGCUCAAGAUGGAAUUCUAGAUUUGAACAGCACUGCAGAUAAGUUAGAUGUUCAAAAAAGGCGCAUUUAUGACAUUACAAAUGUCCUCGAGGGAAUUGGUUUGAUAGAAAAGAAGUUGAAGAACAUAAUCUGUUGGAAGGGUUUGGGUGAAUCAGGAACUAAUUUGGAUAAUGAUCUUUCAAUUCUGAAGAAUGAAGUUGAAAAUCUUAAUCUCCAGGAGCAAGCAUUAGAUGAACAUAUAAGUAAAAUGCACAAGGAACUGAAGGCGUUAACUGAAGAUGAAAGCAGGCAGAGGUGGCUAUUUCUUACCGAAGAUGACAUCAAGGGAUUGCCCUGCUUUCAGAACCAAACACUAAUUGCAAUAAAAGCACCUCAUGGGUCUUCUGUGGAAGUACCCAAUCCUGAUGUGAUGACUGGUGAGAGCUUUCAAAGGAGAUAUAGAAUAAUUAUACGGAGUACAACGGGCCCAAUUGAUCUCUACUUGGUUAGUAACUUUGAGAUGAAAUCGGAGGAAAAGCUGGAUGACACUGCAACACUGGCAAGUCAGACACAUUUGGCAAAACGUGCCUCCUCUGUGAAAGGCCCCAGAACAAAAAGAGCUGGACGAAGCCGUAGCAAGGAGGUUGAGGUUAAUGCUCAGCAGAUCCAUAAAACUCCAGAUCUAAAUGCUCCACAUCCUUCUGAAGGAGUGUUGAGGAAGAUUGAUGCUUCAGAUGUUAAUACUGAUGCCGACUACUGGCUGCUUACAGAUGCUGAUGUUAGCAUAACUGAUAUGUGGAGAACAGCACGUAUCCCUUUUGGAAUGUUUCAUGAGAAAUGCAGUUGGACCAGAUAGACCCCAACGAUUUCUUAUCUGAAGAGGUGAGCACCCCAGGCCCAGGGACACUCGACCAGCAGCCAGCUGCAAUUGGUGAACCUACAGCUGGGGGCCCUAACCAUGGGUAAACAAGAAGAUAAUAGCGCGCUGGAUAUUUUGGAACAAACUGAGAUCAUUUUGGAUGGCAAAUGAUCUUUUUGGGGACUCCUUGGGAGUCUGGUGGUUCCCUAUCACUUGUCACGCACUUCCUCAGGGCGGAAGGCAGGUUUGCAGCCGUCGAGAUGCACAAGCUGAGAUUGGCCUUUUGUUGUGAACUGGAGGUGGUGGGUUUGGUAACAUGUACAGGGUAUCAGCGCUCAGCGGCAUGGAUGCACGACAAUGCUCCGCUCAGUCGUAUAAACUGAAGCGCUGGUCAUGCUGGUGCCGCUCUCCAACUUCGGAUGGCGCCAGUCUUUUGUACAUACGGAUACUCUGUUUAGGCUGGCUAGAUGUGUAGAGAGUACUAAUUCAUAACUUACUAUCCUAUGUCUAGCAUCUUUUGCAAAUUCCAUGCUGAAAACUGUUAAGACAUUGCUGAACCCUCAAGCAGCUGCACUGUCAGCUUCCGUA